AUGUUAAAGGUAUCACCAUGGAAAGGAGUGAUACGUUUUGGCAAACGGGGGAAACUAAAUCCUAGGUACAUAGGACCAUUUGAAAUUUUGGAAAGGAUUGGUCCUAUAGCAUACAAACUACAGUUGCCACAAGAACUUAGUGGUGUUCACAACACCUUUCAUGUGUCAAAUUUGAAGAAAUGUCUAGCUGAUGAGAACCUCAUCAUUCCUCUAGAAGAACUUCAGUUGGAUAACAAGUUGCAAUAUAUUGAGGAACCUGUAGAGAUAAUGGAUCGAGAUGUCAAAAGGCUAAAACAAAGUCGUAUCCCAAUAGUUAAAGUUCGGUGGAACUCUAGGCGAGGCCCAGAGUUUACGUGGGAACGUGAAGAUCAGAUGAAACAAAAGUAUCCCCACCUCUUCACAACUACUCCAGGUACCUCAACCUAA
Messenger RNA from Erigeron canadensis, 426 nucleotides. RefSeq lists its product as uncharacterized. NCBI's taxonomy places the organism in Eukaryota, Viridiplantae, Streptophyta, Magnoliopsida, Asterales, Asteraceae. The record is from RefSeq and is a predicted model, not a curated record. Bases 1 to 426 code for a protein of 141 amino acids. The transcript has a single exon.